Molecule: messenger RNA, 1491 nt
Organism: Asparagus officinalis (garden asparagus)
Lineage: Eukaryota; Viridiplantae; Streptophyta; Magnoliopsida; Asparagales; Asparagaceae
Exons: 13
Coding region: 129-1202 (357 amino acids)
Biological process (GO): NADPH regeneration
Cellular component (GO): cytoplasm
Molecular function (GO): oxidoreductase activity; nucleotide binding
Source: RefSeq, a predicted model, not a curated record
GAAACACCCCUCUCUCGAAUGUUUUUAGCGAGUGAGAUCUAUUUGCUGGGGAAAAAGAAACACAGAGGACAUAAAAUUCCUACUACAGGUGUCAAUUGGUGGGGUAAAGACUGGCUUCGCCAAAAGCAAUGCCUACCCAUAUUGCUAUACUUGGUGCAGGCAUCUUUGUUCGCACACAGUACAUACCUAGACUGAGAGAGAUAGGUGAUUGUGUCAUAAUCAAAGCUAUAUGGAGCCGCAGCGAGGAAUCUGCAAAAGCUGCUGUGGAACUUGCACGUGACUUUUCACCAGAGGUAGAAUGUAAAUGGGGUGAUUCAGGCAUUGAUGACAUUAUUCAAGAUACUUCUAUACAAGGAGUUGCAAUUGUUCUUGCUGGAGAAGCUCAGGUUGAUAUGUCUUUAAAGAUGCUAAAAGCAGGAAAACAUGUUAUACAAGAAAAACCUGCUUCUGGAUCUACCGAUGAGGCAGAAAAAGCACUUUUGGGCUACAAGGCCCUUUGCAACAGCAUUGCUCAACAACCCAUUUGGGCAGUUGCAGAAAAUUACCGUUUUGAGCCUGCAUUUGUGGAGUCCAGAAAAUUAAUGAAUGAUAUCGGCGAUAUGAUGCAUAUCCAAGUUAUUGUUGAAGGAUCAAUGAACAGCUCAAACCCGUACUUCUCAAGCUCUUGGCGAAGAAAUUUCACAGGAGGUUUCAUUUUAGAUAUGGGGGUACACUUCAUUGCAGGAUUAAGAAUGAUUGCUGGUUGUGAAAUUUCAACAGUAUCUGCUAUUGCCCAUUAUGUUGAUAAGACUUUGCCUCCUCCUGAUAAUUUAUGUUCCCUAUUUCAACUGGAAAAUGGCUGUGCUGGCGUAUUUGUAAUGGCAGUAUCAUCAGCAUCACCAAAGAUAUUGUGGCGAAUUGAUGGGUCAAAGGGAACACUGCAAAUUGAACGCGGCAAUGAAAGUAGUCGCCAUGGUUAUGUGGUAUUGUUUAACAAAGCAGAUGGUCAUAGUCAAAGAACCUUCUAUCCAUUCUCUGGAGUGAAUGAAGAAUUGAAGUGUUUUAUUCAUGACAUUGCACAGGCUAGUAGUAAGGAAGGAGCUACAUGCGAAGCAGAACCGCGGAGUUCCUAUAUUGAAGGUGCACGAGAUGUUGCUGUUUUAGAAGCAAUGCUCAAGUCAAGUGAGAAACAAGGAGCGCAGGUCCAUGUCAAAAAGUUCUGAGUCGUUUCUUCGACUAGCUUUUCAAAAGGAUUGUCAUUGGAUUUGGAUGUCCAGAUUCAGAACAGCACAAAGACGCUUCCGAAACUUCACUUGAUGAUAUCAAUUGCACUGCAAAACUGAUCAGCUUCGUUUGACCUUCAAUGUAUUUUAGUUAUAAGCAUUGAUCUUUUUCUCAAAAAAAAAUAAUAGAUAAAUAAAUAAAGGUAUAAGCAUUGAUCUUCAUUGAAAUUAGACAAUUUUUUUCGUUUUUGCCUUCGUUAUAGAUUACUUCAAAACUGUGAAAGAUUAA